Messenger RNA from Trichomycterus rosablanca, 517 nucleotides. RefSeq names its product apolipoprotein C-I (gene apoc1). The transcript is spliced from 4 exons. Gene Ontology annotation, molecular function: phospholipase inhibitor activity; fatty acid binding. Gene Ontology annotation, cellular component: extracellular region; very-low-density lipoprotein particle; high-density lipoprotein particle. Lineage: Eukaryota; Metazoa; Chordata; Actinopteri; Siluriformes; Trichomycteridae. Gene Ontology annotation, biological process: triglyceride metabolic process; negative regulation of lipid catabolic process; very-low-density lipoprotein particle clearance. The record is from RefSeq and is a predicted model, not a curated record. Bases 118 to 363 code for a protein of 81 amino acids.
UUCAACUAUGACAUCAGCACUCAAGAGGGGGUUAUAUACAGCCGCGCCGUCUGCCUGCCUUAGUACUUUCUUGCGAAGACUUCUACUACUGGAAGACAACCAGAAAGAUCUGCCAACAUGAAGCUGUACCUGGCUCUUGCAACUUUGAUGCUUGUGCUGAUGGCACAAUGUGAGGCUGAGGAGCCCUCAAUUGAGCAGCACUUUGCCAAUUUCCAAGCCAAAAUGAAAGAGUUUGGAUCCGACCUGACCGAAAAGACAGCGUCUGCCCUGAAACAGAUUGAGGAGAGCGAGCUUGCUACCAAGACCAAGAGCUGGUUUACUGAGCAGAUGGAGAAGCUGAAGCAGUCUUUCUCCAAGAAAUAAACCUUAAUUGACAAAGCCUGUUACCUCUACCAUGUGAUCUGCUCACCAAUGAUCCGUGCAAUAUUCUAUUAUUUUUCUAAGCAAUGCCAGUGCUAUAUAUGAAUGUAAUAAAACCUGGAAAUUGGUCCAAACAAUAAAAUGAAAGACAAAUCUG